This is a messenger RNA of Nematocida homosporus, 1116 nucleotides long. RefSeq names its product nucleolar protein 58. Gene Ontology annotation, cellular component: small-subunit processome; box C/D methylation guide snoRNP complex. The record is from RefSeq and is a predicted model, not a curated record. Lineage: Eukaryota; Fungi; Microsporidia. The coding region runs from base 1 to 1116 and encodes 371 amino acids. Gene Ontology annotation, molecular function: snoRNA binding. The transcript has a single exon.
AUGCACAUUUUACAGGAAACUCCAUUAGGAUAUGCUUUACUUAAAGAUAAGCCUUUAGAACUGGAAUUUCUUGCUAGUUUUAAAGAUGCUAAUGAAGCUGCCCUGGCGGUUGAUACGCCGAAUCUUCCCCAGACUUUAAUCGAUCUAAUUCGUACUAAGAAGAUUAGCCGGAUUGUAACUAGUCCCUCUUUAGUAGCUGGAUUUGUGGCGGGACUGAGUAGUGCCGGGGUAGUAAGUGCGGAAAUUAGUGGGGAUUUAGAUAGUACUAUGGAAAGAGAGAUUAAACAACGUUUGCCUGAACUCUUAGGAGUAAGUGUGCAAACACUGGACAGAUCGGCUUUACUGCUAGCUCAUGCAGUGGCUCGGAAGCGUUUGCAAGCGGCUGCUUUAUGUCCGGACUUAGUAGUAGUGCAGGGGGCGCGGGCUUUAGACCGAUUAGAUACGGAUAUUAACAAGAAGUGUAUGCGGAUUAGGGAGUGGCACGGCAUGCACUUCCCAGAGGUCAGUGAAAGUACACCGGAUAAUUGGGAGUUCUUAGUACGCGUAGCUGAGCACUUAGCUGGUGGAGAGGCUGGUGGAGUAAGUGUAGGAGGAGAGAUGGACAGUGAAGAUGCGGCCGUACUAAGUGCAGCAGUUGAGGAGGCUAAAGGUAUGUUUGUAGCUCGGGAGAAGUUGCAGGGGCAUUUAAGACGACGAAUGGGAGAGAUAGCUCCUAACUUAACUGCCUUAGUUGGUGAAGGUUUAGGCGCUCGUUUAAUUGCGGCGGCUGGAUCUUUAGCUGAACUAGCUGGGAAAGCUGCUUCAACUAUUCAAGUAAUGGGAGCGGAAAGAGUCUUAUUUAAAGCCUUGCGUGAGAAGGGGAAGACGCCUAAGUAUGGGGUGGUGUUUAAUGCGGUGAGUGUAGGAGCUGCUCCUUUAGCGGCUAAAGGUCGGAUUGCUCGUACUUUAGCUGCUAAGAUAGCUUUAGCCGUGCGAUGUGAUGCAGCGGGUGAGUGUGCGGAUGGUAGUUUUGGACGGAAAGCCCGGGCGACAGUAGAAGCCCGACUUGAGGAUGCUAAGUCCCGCAAGCCAGCUGCUAAAUCCCGACAUACCAAAGGACCAGUUGGCCGACGAUAA